AUGAGGGAUCAGAUAGACCAGCUGGCCACCAUCACGGUUUUGGGAGUCCUGGAGCAAGGUAAAUGCCCUUUAUACAAUGCUCGCUUUGCUAAACAAACACUGCUGGACUGUUACCAUUCCUGUGUUGUUCUGUUUUUAGCCUAUUUUGCACUGCAGGUGAUCUAUGCCCGUCGGAAGUACAAGAUCUCCCCUCCUGAAACAACAGGUCACCCUGAGUUUGAGCGGAUCUUCAGAGCUCAGGCAAACUGCUCAGAGUACUUCCCAAUCUUCAUUUCGCUCCUCUGGAUUGCUGGAAUCUUCUUCCAUCAAGAUGUGACUGUGGCAUGUGGGCUGCUGUACCUCUACACCCGCCUCAAGUACUUCCAGGGAUACACCGUGGCUGCGCAGGGACGCUUGGGACCAAUGUAUGCCAGUGCCUUGCUGCUCUGGCUGCUGCUGGGGCUGGCAAUGGCCGGGCUCCUGGUACACUUCCUGCAGCCCCACUCCUCCACAUGAAUGGCAGCACUGGCACAGCCCCUCCAGCAACACAGUGCCCAGUGAGAGGGGCCAUGGCUCUCCCAAAAACGGUCGGCUGGCACAGUCAGGGAGUGAGUACCUCCCUGGCUCUGUGGUCCCCUCUGAAGGGAGGCUGACGCUGGCACUCCUCUGCUCUUCAGAGAUCAUGGGAAGAAAAUGCUGUCCAGCUCCUGCUUCACUGCUGGGUUUUGUAGCACUAUCUGCUCUAAAAUGCCUUUGGCUCUGCCUCGUGGAGCACAGAUUGACCCGCAUGCUGUCAUCUCUCCUCCUUACUGCUGUAAUGAUCUGUGUUGGAAGGAUCACAUCAU
Molecule: messenger RNA, 824 nt
Organism: Corapipo altera (White-ruffed manakin)
Lineage: Eukaryota; Metazoa; Chordata; Aves; Passeriformes; Pipridae
Product: leukotriene C4 synthase-like
Exons: 5
Biological process (GO): leukotriene biosynthetic process
Cellular component (GO): nuclear envelope; endoplasmic reticulum; membrane
Molecular function (GO): glutathione peroxidase activity; leukotriene-C4 synthase activity; glutathione transferase activity
Source: RefSeq, a predicted model, not a curated record